Acaulospora colombiana is the source of this 851-nucleotide messenger RNA. The record is from the annotation of a GenBank genome assembly. Lineage: Eukaryota; Fungi; Glomeromycota; Glomeromycetes; Diversisporales; Acaulosporaceae.
AACGGUACCCUCUACGUUCAAUUGCCGUGGGACCAGAAAAAGGUGGAACUGGAGUCGGUCGCCUUUGCCUACAAUGUCGAGAAACGACAAAACACGUCUCUCAAAGAGGUCUAUCGACAGCAUAUUUCCACACGCCUCGAUGGAUUGAUUGCUUCCGGACAUCAUUUUGGGGCACUGGUCCUCGAGCCACUCGUGCUAGGUGCCGGUGGGAUGCGGUUCGUAGACCCCCUCUUCCAGACCGUCCUGGUCGAGACCGUUCGCUCCCGCAGAGACCUCCUUCCCGAAAGCAAAACCUCAAAUCCUCCCAACAAGAUUGCGACGCUGCCAGUCAUCUUUGACGAGGUAUUUGCCGGUCUUGGGCGGCUAGGCUUUAGUUCACCGUCGACAAUACUCCGAGCCCAACCGGACAUUGCUGUGUAUGCCAAACUCCUCACCGGUGGUCUAUUACCUCUGGCGGCCACGAUAAGCACGAACGCUAUAUUCGACGUUUUCCUCGGAGAUCACAAAUCCAAUGCCCUCUUGCAUGGCCACUCGUAUACUGCGUAUCCAGUGGGUUGUGCCGUUGCUUGCAAGGCUUUGCAGCUACAAGAAGAAGCGCUAUCCAGUUUGACGUGGUCGGAGGCUAGGGAGAAAUGGGCUACAGCCUCCUCCUCCUCUGACAAGGGGCCAACAACCGACGAGGUCUCAGAUGCUGUAGCGUGUAUAUUGGCAUUUGAAGUGGAAGGGGAAGGAAAAGACGAAUCAGGCUACGGGUCGUCGGCGGCGGAGAGAGCCCUGCAUUUCCUGAAAGACAGCGGUGGCGGCCCGACAGACGAGAUGUCAGUGCACCUGCGCACUCUAGGAAACGUCGG